AUGGAAAUAAUAUUUGUAUUUGUAUUAUCGAUGGCACCAUUAGUGUCUUUGUCUGCAGCAUAUUCUCCGACUUACCGGGAUCAUAGUGACUUUCUUACGGAUAUUACAGGGACACGAAAGAUAAAUAGGCUUGCAAUGAUUGGUACUCAUAAUUCUGCCACAUAUAAAACUUUCUUACUGGCUGCUCAAACACAGCAAUUGGACAUAACUGAACAAUUAAAAGCAGGCGUACGAGUAUUUGACCUACGAGUACGUAGCAUUGAAAAUGUAUUUGCAAUGCAUCAUGAUCUCGUAUAUUCAGGAAUGAUGUUUGGUGAUAUAGUGAACCAAGUGAUAGAAUAUUUGAGAAUAUCCGUUCGAAUUUGUGAUAAUGUUUAUGCAAAAGGAGUACGUUAG
Microplitis mediator is the source of this 396-nucleotide messenger RNA. Its product is annotated as 1-phosphatidylinositol phosphodiesterase-like. The transcript has a single exon. The record is from RefSeq and is a predicted model, not a curated record. Gene Ontology annotation, biological process: lipid metabolic process. Gene Ontology annotation, molecular function: phosphoric diester hydrolase activity. Bases 1 to 396 code for a protein of 131 amino acids. NCBI's taxonomy places the organism in Eukaryota, Metazoa, Arthropoda, Insecta, Hymenoptera, Braconidae.